CCGCCGCGCCGCCAGGGGGCGAUGCCACGCCGGAAACAGUCGCAGAAGAAGAAGGAGGCGCGCGCGCGCGCCCCCAGCGGCCGUGAGAAGAAGUUAGGAUCAAAGUGCAGCCGACGGAGCAGCGGAUCAAGCUGAGACCAGUGGAGGAGGGCGGAGCUUCCAGGUGACAGUAUGGAAGAGUCACAGGUGGACCCCCUUGACCAGAACAGCCCCCCCAGAUCCUGCAGCUCCUCCCCGUCCCUCUCUCUCCCCUCCACCCCGUCCUCGUGCGGACACCCCCGGCCGGUGACCCCCCCCUUGGGUGUCAUAAGCGAGGGCGUGGCAGAGCUGCGGCUGGUGAUUGACGCGGAGGUGGCGCAGCGAGCGUGUCAGGAGGUCCUGGAGAAGGUGAAGCUGCAGCAGGUGGAGGUCCCGCCCUCGCCAAAGGGGCCGGACAAAGCCCCUCCCCCCGCGGUCAAAGCCCCAGAGAUCCGGGAGGGAGAGGACGCGAGCCAGGGCUCGGUGAAGAGCGCGCGGCGGCGGCAGAGACACAACCCCUCCAAGCAGUCGUGGCUGCUGCGCCUGUUCGAGUCCAAGCUCUUCGACGUUUCCAUGGCGAUCUCGUACCUGCACAACUCCAAGGAGCCCGGCGUGCAGGCCUACAUCGGGAACCGCCUCUUCAGCUUCGCCCACGAGGAGGUGGACUUCUACCUGCCCCAGCUGCUCAACAUGUACAUCCACAUGGACGAGGACGUGGGCGACGCCAUCAAGCCUUAUCUGGUGCACCGCUGCCGGCAGAGCAUCUCCUUCAGCCUGCGCUGUGCCUGGCUGCUGGGGGCGUACUCCUCCGACAUGCACAUCUCCACGCAGCGCCACUCCAGGGGCACCAAGCUCCGGAAGCUCAUCCUGUCCGACGAACUGAAACCUGCGGCGCCACGAGUACGCAGGGAGGCGCUGACCUUGACGCCGUUCUGCCCCGCGCCCGCCGGAGCUCUGCCGGGCGAGCACGGUCUGUCUCCGUCCAAACGGACACAUCAGCGCUCCAAGUCCGACGCCACGGUCAGCAUCAGCCUGAGCAGCAACCUGAAGAGAACCGCCAGCAACCCCAAGGUGGAGAGCAGCCCAGACGAGGACUGCAGCUCCAGCUCCGACAGCCUGGAGUUUGAUUUUGGUCCACCGGUCCGUCUGGCGCCGCAGCGGGAGUUCAUCAAGUCUCUGAUCGGGAUCGGGAAGCGUCUGGCCACGCUGCCCACCAAGGAGCAGAAGACGCAGCGGCUGAUCUCGGAGCUGUCGCUGCUCAACCACAAGCUGCCGGCGCGGGUGUGGCUGCCCACCGCCGCCUUCGACCACCACGUGGUGCGCGUGCCGCACACGCAGGCCGUGGUGCUCAACUCCAAGGACAAGGCUCCCUACCUGAUCUACGUGGAGGUUCUGGAGUGUGAGAACUUUGAGACGUCGAGCGUUCCCGCCCGGAUCCCAGAGAACCGGAUCCGGAGCACGCGCUCGGUUGAGAACCUGCCGGACUGCGGCAUGACCGCCGAGCAGCGCGCCGGCAGCUUCUCCAUCGUCCCCAACUAUGACAACGACGACGAAGCCUGGUCGGUGGAUGACAUCGGAGAGCUGCAGGUGGAGCUCCCAGAAGGCCACACCAACAGCUGUGACAACAUCAGCCAGUUCUCUGUGGACAGCAUCACCAGCCUGGAGAGCAAAGAGCCCAUCUUCAUCGCUGCAGGAGACAUCAGGCGCCGUCUGUCGGAGCAGCUGGCUCAGGCCCCCACCACCUUCAAACGAGAUCCGGAGGACCCGUCGGCCGUGGCGCUGAAGGAACCGUGGGAGGAGAAGGUCCGGAGGAUCAGGGAGGGCUCUCCUUACGGUCACCUCCCCACCUGGAGGCUGCUGUCUGUCAUUGUGAAAUGUGGAGACGACCUGAGGCAGGAACUGCUGGCCUACCAGGUGCUGCAGCAGCUCCAGUCCAUCUGGCAGCAGGAGCGGGUGCCGCUCUGGAUCAAGCCCUACAAGAUCCUGGUGCUGUCGGCAGACAGCGGCAUGAUCGAGCCGGUGAUGAACGCCGUCUCGCUUCACCAGGUGAAGAAGCAGAGUCAGCUGUCUCUGCUGGACUACCUGCUGCAGGAGCACGGCGCCCCCACCACCGAGGCCUUCCUGACGGCCCAGAGGAACUUCGUCCAGAGCUGCGCCGGGUACAGCCUCAUCUGCUACCUGCUGCAGGUCAAAGACAGACACAACGGGAACAUUCUGCUGGACGCCGGCGGCCACAUCAUCCACAUCGACUUCGGCUUCAUCCUGUCCAGCUCGCCCAGAAACCUCGGCUUCGAGACGUCCGCCUUCAAGCUCACCUCCGAGUUUGUAGAUGUGAUGGGGGGUCCAGACGGCGACAUGUUCAUCUACUUUAAGAUGCUGAUGCUCCAGGGGCUGAUUGCAGCGCGGAAGCACAUGGACCGAGUCCUGCAGGUGGUGGAGAUCAUGCAGCAAGGCUCCCAGCUGCCCUGCUUCCACGGCUCCAGCACCAUGCGGGCCCUGAAGGAGCGGUUCCACAUGAGUCUGACGGAGGAGCAGCUGCAGCUGCUGGUGGACCAGCUGGUGGACGGCUCCAUGCGCUCCCUCACCACCAAACUCUACGACGGCUUCCAGUACCUGACCAACGGCAUCAUGUGACCUGCCGGUUUGACUCCUCCCCCUGCAGGCUCUCACACUCCUCCUCCUCCAGCCGAUUCUUCUGUUUCCUCUCUCUGCUCCUCUUUCUUCUUCAGUAGACUUUUCCAGCAGGUCAUGUAUGAACUCUGCACCUGAGCGCAGCGACUGAAGGACCAAGGUGUGUUUGUGUGUUUUAACUCUGAGCCAAAGACGUGCAGCGGCGGGAAGGACUGGGACUCGAACCCUGAGGGGGAUCCGGGUGUUCCUCCUCGGGCUCAGGUGUGGAGCGGCGCCGCUCUUUUCUUCUUCGUCUCUGGAGGCGGAGACUUUUGCACAUCCGGCUCUCCGGCAGACGAGGAAACGCCAGCGUCUCCUGCACCUCGCCUGUGGAGCCGCGGACAGCCGCACUGAUGAAUCCUGCCAGCAGGAGGCGCUGCUGCUCUGUGUGAAGCUGGUGUAAGUGAUGAUGAGGCCCGACGAGGCCCGAGGAUCUCCUGUGGGACCGGAAGCAGCGGCGCCUCCAGAACUUUUCUGUUUCCUCAGAAUAAAUCUGACAAACUGUGAAGGAAAAAUCACUUCAAUAAAACCCAACAGAAACAAA
Molecule: messenger RNA, 3232 nt
Organism: Oryzias melastigma (Indian medaka)
Lineage: Eukaryota; Metazoa; Chordata; Actinopteri; Beloniformes; Adrianichthyidae
Gene: pi4kb
Product: phosphatidylinositol 4-kinase, catalytic, beta
Exons: 13
Coding region: 172-2652 (826 amino acids)
Biological process (GO): phosphatidylinositol-mediated signaling; phosphatidylinositol phosphate biosynthetic process
Cellular component (GO): cytoplasm; membrane
Molecular function (GO): 1-phosphatidylinositol 4-kinase activity
Source: RefSeq, a predicted model, not a curated record